GAUUUGAGAGGGGCGGAAGUGACGUGCGGGUGGCAUGGUGGCCGGUCGGCGGUGGUGAAGAGCAGUAAGAGAAGCCGCGUGAGUGGCGGCGCGAGCCGGGUGCUGCUGACGUGCCCGAGAGAAGACUGUAAUUUCUGCUAGAUUGAAAAUUGAAAGACAAUGUCAUCUUACAAACCAACUGUAAUUCAGAACUACCCAAAACUUGGGAACAAGGUCACACGGGACACAUUAUACUGGAAAAAUUACAAGAGUCCUGUUCAAAUAAAAGAGUUUGGUGCCGUGACAAACAUAAAUUUUUCUCCAAUUGCUCCCUACAAUUAUGCAGUAACUGCUUCCACAAGGAUCAACAUAUAUGGUCGAUAUUCUCAAGAACCCUUAAAAACAUUCUCCAGAUUUAAGGACACAGCAUAUUGCGGUACAUACAGGGAUGAUGGAAAGCUGCUUGCUGCAGGCAGUGAGGAUGGUAUUGUUCGCCUUUUUGAUGUUGGUGGUCGAGCAGCUCUUAGACAAUACAGUGGACACACUAAAGCAGUUCAAGUCACUGCGUUUACCUCUGACAAAUAUCGUUUGAUGUCUGGAUCAGAUGAUUAUUCAGUCCGGCUUUGGGAUAUUCCGAGUUCGACAGAACUUCACUCCUUUAAAGAACACACUGAUUAUAUACGAUGUGGUUGUACCAGCAAUUUGAAUGCAGACCUGUUUGUUACAGGUUCUUAUGAUCAUACGGUGAAAGUGUUUGAUGCCCGAAUGGAUAAAAGUGUAAUAACUAUGGAACAUGGACAGCCAGUAGAGAGUGUGUUGCUUUUUCCAUCAGGCGGACUUCUAGUAUCAGCAGGUGGGCGGUAUGUUAAAGUGUGGGAUAUGUUGAAAGGAGGACAGCUGCUGGUUUCGUUACGAAACCACCACAAGACCGUCACCUGCUUAUGUCUAAAUAGCUCAGGACAGAGGCUGCUGUCAGGCUCACUUGAUAGGCAUGUGAAAAUCUACAGUACAUCCACGUACAAAGUAGUCCAUAGUCUGGAUUACGCAACAGCCAUUUUGAGCUUGGCUUUAGCACCUGAAGAUGAAGCUAUUGUUGUUGGAAUGACUAACAGUGUCUUGAAUAUCCGUCAUCGGAAACGCAAUGAAAAUAAGCAAGAAAACAGGAAAAGGGGACCAUCUUACAGAUAUUUCAUAAAAGGAAAAGAUUACAUGCCAAAAAAGGAUGAUCUUUUGGUCAGUAAGCCAGUGAGGUCUCACCUGAAGAAGUAUGACAAACUAUUGAAAAGUUUCCAAGUUUCUCUUGCACUUGAUGCUGUUUUGGAGUCAAAAGUCAGGGUAAAGACGCCAGAGAUUACCACAGGUGUAAUGCAAGAACUUAACCGGCGAGGUGUACUUCAAAAUGCACUUGCAGGAAGAGAUGAAAAACAGCUCAGCGUUCUCCUUAGCUUCCUUAUCAGGAAUGUUGUUGAUCCAAGGUUUACACCUGUUCUAAUAAAUGUUGCAGAGAUUAUUAUUGGCGGGAACAGCUUCUCCUUCUCUACUCUAUCCAGCAUUCAUGAUUUUGAAAGCCUCUAUCAAAUCUUGAUAGGAAGGAAGACAGGAUUGAGUAGGUCAUUCAGCCCCUUGAGCCUGCCCUGCCAUUCAAUAAAUCAUGACUGAUCGAACACUUCAAUGCAUUCGCUCCAACCUGCGGCAUGCCCUGAAAUGUUACUGACUGCUGUCCAUGUUAGAGACCCAGAGAAGCAAGCAGUGGGCUUGAAUUACUAGCUACCCACUUUCACAUUGGGAAUUGUUGCUGUCUAGAUUUUCUCUGGUGCAUAGGAGAAUAGGAGACCGCCUAUCGGUGAGGUGGGAUUAAACACUGAUAGUGUGCAAAUACAUUCAGGUAUGCCACUUACUGCUCAUUAGUGAGAAUCUUGUCUCGCCAUUUAAAGCAGGAUUGCAAAACUAGACAUUAUUCAGGGACUGGGAAAAUUCCACAUUGUCUUUGAUCUCUACUCCAAGCUCUCUUCUCUAUUCAUUGAAUCCAUCCUUCUCUUUGGCAAGUGUCUGAAACUAAACCAAACUUCUCACAACAUUGGAAUCAUACUUGAUCCCGAGGUGAGCUUCUGACUGUAUAUCUGCCUCGCUAACAUUGUGAACUCUCCCCUCUAAAGUAUCACCUGAUAUCAUCCAUUCCCUAGCACAUCAGCUACUGAGCCCUAAUUCAUGUUUCCUGUUAUCUCUAGACUUGAUUAUUCUAACAUUGUUUGUGCUGGCCUCCAACAUUUUAUCCCCUGUAAACUGGAGGUCACCCAAAUCUCAGAUCAUGGAUGAACAUCAACCCUGUGACUUAAUAUUUCUUUGUAGCUCAAUAUCUAAAUCUACUCUGUAAUACUCCUGUGAACCUUGAGAUGUCUAUUAUGUUGAAGUUGCUGUAUAAAUAUAAAUGGUUUACUACAGCGUAAAUUGUCUAUGGAAAAUAUAAGCUCAUUUAGCCAAUAUAUUCCCUGUUUAAACUAUAUACAUUGGCAUGAUAUGUAACCAUCAGUAUUGGUGGAUUAGUAAUAUCUCAAAUAUAAUAAGCAAAAAUGUUGUUUUAUAAGAACAUGAGGAAUAUAGCAGGUUUGGGUCUAUUGGGUCUAUUCUGCGGUUGAAUAAGAUCAUUGCUAAUCAUCUACCUGAUCUCCACAUUCCCAAAGUAUCCCCACAAUCCAUUGAUUCCCUUUGUAUCUAAAACUUUUUUUGAGUGGAGACAUUUAUCAUUAUUUCAGCUGUAAAUGGUCCAUCACAUAUUUUAACACUGUGAACCCAAGUUCUUGAACUAGCCUUUUAAAAUUAAUUUGCAAGUAUGUAAGUGAAAGGGUUAACUUUCCAGUCUAUAAUAAACUAUGUUAGAAUUUUAUGAUGAUAAGAAUGUACAUUUGCAAAGUAUUUGUAAAUUGUGAAGGUGUGAUGAAAUCAUCCAUUUCUGUCUAUUUCUUUGUGCUGAGCAAAACAGCAACCUCUGAGUGGUAACAUUAAUGGUACAAACAGUUCCAAGACUUGCUAGGUAGCAGUAUUCAGUUCUUCCCAAUAAUAGGUGAAAGGUUUAUUGCGAAGUUUUCAAAAAGUGACUUACAUUAGUUCAGGGAUCACUGAAGAGAGUUGAAAGAUUUGUAGAAAGUUUGAAGACCGAUUGCAGAAGAAGGUAACAGGAAUACAGACCUCAUGCUAGACUGUACUGCUAAAGGCAGCCAAACUACAUGGGUUUUGCACAAUGAGGACGCAGGGAAGUUUAAAGUAGUUGAAUAGUUCUAUUUAGUGAGGACUCAAGGAAGCCAUGGGAGCUAAAGUGUACAUUAGUAAUUUAGUACAGAUAAGCAGGGGUCGAAAGACCCAUGGGCAGGAGGACAGUUUUUUUUUAUUUGUUUGAUUUUUUUACAUGGACAUUUGUCAGAUAUUAAAAUAGUUACUAUUGUUCACAGUAAGUUGACUGCUUCCAGAAAUUUCCAGCGAUUGCUAAGACAAAAGCAAACACAUCACCUACCUAAAUGUGACCAUCCUUGCAUUGUAUGAACUUUCAAGGUCAAGCCAACACAAAGGACCCAUAGGCAAGAUAUCUACCACAACCAGUUCUCCAUAAAGAAGACAACUGAAAUCUAUAGAGAUAGUAGGAACUGC
This is a messenger RNA of Rhincodon typus (whale shark), 3621 nucleotides long. RefSeq names its product UTP15 small subunit processome component (gene utp15). NCBI's taxonomy places the organism in Eukaryota, Metazoa, Chordata, Chondrichthyes, Orectolobiformes, Rhincodontidae. The coding region runs from base 160 to 1638 and encodes 492 amino acids. The record is from RefSeq and is a predicted model, not a curated record. Gene Ontology annotation, molecular function: protein binding. The transcript has 13 exons. Gene Ontology annotation, biological process: positive regulation of transcription by RNA polymerase I; rRNA processing. Gene Ontology annotation, cellular component: nucleolus.